CACAAGAAAACUGAUCAAUUGGGGUAGGAUUGGAUAACUUUUCUGGAAUACAUUGCCUAUGGAAUAGAACUUAAAGGAAGCGAUGCCAAUGCCUCGUCAGAGGAAUAUCUUCUGGGUCUGGCCUUGUCUUCCUUCAAAUAUUGCUUUAUACAUUGAAGGGAACCUAUAACUGCCAUGGCCACCUUCUUAGAGAGAGCAUUCAAGUCUAUCAUAUCAGCCGUUGCUUACUGUUUCUUUCACCUUCAAGACGACCACGCAGGCAUCACAAAUAUCAACUACAACAUGCCUAAGGGGCGACCACUUUCUUUGCAGACUGUGGAGCUCAAAGUCCGGAUGUGUUGCAGUGGCUGUGAAAGAGUUGUAAAAAAUGCAAUUCACAAGCUUAGAGGUAAUAAGGGAGUUGAUUCAGUGGAGGUUGACCUAGACAUGGAAAAGGUUACAGUGGUGGGGUACGUUGACCGAAAUAAGGUGCUAAAAGCAGUGAGGAGGGCAGGAAAGAGAGCAGAAUUCUGGCCCUACCCGAAUCCGCCAUUGUACUUCACAUCUGCGAAUCACUAUUUCAAAGACACCACCAACGAAUUCAAAGAAAGCUACAAUUACUACAGGCAUGGCUAUAAUGUUGGGGAAAGGUAUGGCAACAUUCCGGUUACUCACCGUGGAGACGACAAGGUCAGCAACAUGUUCAAUGACGACAACGUUAAUGCCUGCUGUCUUAUGUAAUUAUAUAUACACACAUACAUACUUACAUCUCUACCUUAUGUGUGUGUGUGUAUAUAUAUAUAUAUAUAUAU
This is a messenger RNA of Hevea brasiliensis (rubber tree), 791 nucleotides long. Its product is annotated as heavy metal-associated isoprenylated plant protein 30. The coding region runs from base 175 to 720 and encodes 181 amino acids. The record is from RefSeq and is a predicted model, not a curated record. Lineage: Eukaryota; Viridiplantae; Streptophyta; Magnoliopsida; Malpighiales; Euphorbiaceae. The transcript has 3 exons. Gene Ontology annotation, molecular function: metal ion binding.